Molecule: messenger RNA, 1784 nt
Organism: Dichomitus squalens LYAD-421 SS1
Lineage: Eukaryota; Fungi; Basidiomycota; Agaricomycetes; Polyporales; Polyporaceae
Product: dynactin p62
Exons: 5
Coding region: 56-1741 (561 amino acids)
Cellular component (GO): dynactin complex
Source: RefSeq, a predicted model, not a curated record
AUCGGUCUCGCACACGUUCAGUCUUGAGUUCUGAAACAAGGCUUGAAACUAUAGGAUGGCCCCGAAGAUUGAAUACUAUUGUCCAUGUCUGGCCGAGUCGCCUUACCCGCCACCUCCGCACCUGGCAUCGUCUUCAUACAGCUUCCACGCCCUGCACAACCUCUUCUUCUGCGAGGAGUGUGAUGCAGUCAGAUGUAACAGAUGCGUCUUGGUGGAAGUGAGUGGCUACUACUGCCCCAACUGCUUGUUCGAGGUCCCCAGUGCUAGCGUCCGUGCAGAAAAGAAUAGAUGCGCGCGAAACUGCUUCCUAUGUCCGAAUUGUCGGAAUACUCUCACAGUUGUCCCGUCCGACCCGCCAGAGGACGUGGAUUCCAGAAUGUCUCCCAUUGUCUCGACCACUCUUGGCGAGCCUCCUUUCUUUCUCUACUGCAAUCACUGCCGAUGGGAUUCGGCCGAAGUAGAUAUCACAUUUGAGAAGCCAACAGGUCUCGCAGCACAAUUACAGAAGUUUGAGGACUCCGCACCGGAAUCGCUCGAGUUCGAGCGUCUGAAGGAACACUUUGAGCCCUUCCUACGUGCAUCCUCUUCCUCUACCGCCCUCCCCAGCGCAUCCUCACAUCACGUCCAUACGAACCCUAUCACAGCCGCAGCCUCGUCCGCGCUCGCGCGUGACAUUCCUGGGGUAGGCAAGUACAACCCCCUCUCACGCUCUCGCAUCGGUCGCGACAAGGCCGCACACAGGCAAGAAUACCCGGACUACAAGAGCAGAGUGGAGGUGGGGCACGCAGCCGCGCUCAGCGGGGAGGUAGAUGUAGAGUUGUUGAGGCAUCUCGAGACGGUGGGCGAGGUUGCAUCAUUAGAGCAGAGAUGGUCGAACAGCUGGGUGACACCGCUCCGCGCCAGUGAUCUCAAACCGCUCCGAAUACCCCUGCAGUCGAAGAAGUCGAAGCGCUGUCCCAGCUGCCGCCACAUCCUCAUCAAGCCGGAACAGAAGGCACAGUCCACUAGGUUCAAGAUCAAGCUCGUCGCUGCCAACUACCUGCCAGCCAUCGCUGUCACCCUGCCUCACGCGCAGGCCGCGCUCGAGAUGAUGAAACGCUCGUCGGCCAAGUCGGUCUCUGCUGCCGCUGCGGCCGAGGAGCAGCAGACCGCGGGCGCGCUCAUCGCGGGUCACUCGUACUCGUUUCACCUCGCGUUCACGAACCCGCUCUACGACCCGAUACAGAUACGGCUCGCAAAGGCGGUGGUCCCCGCCCACAUGACAGAGGAUGCUGAGGCGGCUGAGCGCGCGCGCAGGAGCACGUUCCAGAUUCAGCUGCCGAGCGCUGCGUUCCCCGUGGGGGCGUUCGCAGAGGCAUGGGAGUACGACGACGAGGAUGAGGGCAUGUUCCUGGACGAGGACGGGGUGGAGCUCUUGGACGCACGCGGGAAGAAGGGGAAGGACGGAAGAGGCAAGUCACGUUCGGUGGGAAUCGUAGACAAGCGGGCGAACGUCACUAUCGUCAGUGGAGAAGUGCUUAUUCCGAAGGAAGCGCGUGGGGACGUCAAGUUCAACAUGUUGGUUUCGUACACGUAUCGGUCAGACGACCCCGAGCCGUCAGAAGAGGUUGAGGUCGGGACGCCCUCGCGGUCACAUGGGACGAACAAGGCACCAGAGAUGAAGAACUUUUCGUUCUACACUGUCGUCGACUUGGGCUCUAUCAUGUAUCGUGAAGAGCCUAAGCUCACUGCGGAUCUGUAGUUGGACAGGGCUUGUUGAAUGCGAUACGGGUGUUUGGAUUCGA